CGGCACGACUUGCCUCUUGUUUCGAUAUCUUUGUGAAUCCACUCGGCCACCAAACGGCCGCCACCGCAAUCAUGACCGACGAACUCGAUGAGCGCAAGCCCCGCAAGUCCGUCGCAUUUGCCGACGGCGCCCAGAUUGUCGACAGCGAUGGUCAGGUCAAGGAUGUCAACGACGCCGACGAGGGCGACAAGGCCGUCGACGAGGUGACGGACAUGUUCAGCAACCUCGCCAAGAAGAAGAAGAAGAAGUCGUCCAAGUCCAAGGAGGGCGACGAUGAGGCUGCUGCCGCCGACGGCGAAUUCGACCCGUCGGCGCUGAAGAAAAAGAAGAAGAAGAAGAGCAAGCCCGCCGACGCCGACGACUUCGAGGCCAAGCUCGCCGAGGCCCGCGCCGGUGACAAGGAGGAGGAGGAAGAGGAGGCUCCCAAGGAAGAGGAGCCGGUGCAGGAGGGCGACAUGGAGAAGGGCACGGGUAUCUGGGCGCACGACAACACGACGCCGAUCAACUACAACCAGCUGCUGAACCGUUUCUUCACCAUGCUGCACUCGCACCACCCCGACCUCGCCUCCAGCGGCUCCAAGAGCUACAAGAUCCCGCCGCCCCAGUGUCUGCGUGAAGGCAGCAAGAAGACCGUCUUUGCCAACAUUGCCGAGAUUUGCAAGCGCAUCAAGCGUACCGACGAGCACGUCACGCAGUUCCUAUUCACCGAAUUGGGUACGAGCGGUUCCUUCGACGGCAGCAGGCGGUUGAUCAUCAAGGGUCGCUUCCAGCAGAAGCAGAUUGAGAACGUCCUCAGGAGAUACAUCGUCGAAUAUGUCACCUGCAAGACGUGCAGAUCGCCUGAUACGGAGCUCAACAAGGGCGAGAACCGUCUCUACUUUGUCACGUGCAACUCUUGCGGCUCCAGGCGCUCGGUCACGGCCAUCAAGACUGGUUUCUCGGCCCAGGUCGGCAAGAGAAGGAAGCAGCGUGGUUAGAGGUGAUCGCUUAUGGCGUAUCCUUCUAUUUUCAAUCAUGGCUGGCGAUGGACGGGAAAAAAUUGAUGGCACGACACAUGUCUUCUUUGGAUCAGAGGUAGCAGGUGUAAAAAAAAAGUAAGACGGCAAAUGAAAAUAGCACGUCUCUAC
This is a messenger RNA of Aplosporella prunicola CBS 121167, 1127 nucleotides long. RefSeq lists its product as uncharacterized. Lineage: Eukaryota; Fungi; Ascomycota; Dothideomycetes; Botryosphaeriales; Aplosporellaceae. Gene Ontology annotation, molecular function: mRNA binding; translation initiation factor binding; translation initiation factor activity. The record is from RefSeq and is a predicted model, not a curated record. Gene Ontology annotation, cellular component: eukaryotic translation initiation factor 2 complex. Bases 72 to 977 code for a protein of 301 amino acids. Gene Ontology annotation, biological process: formation of cytoplasmic translation initiation complex; formation of translation preinitiation complex; translational initiation. The transcript is spliced from 3 exons.